Messenger RNA from Cebus imitator (Panamanian white-faced capuchin), 1017 nucleotides. RefSeq names its product chloride intracellular channel 1 (gene CLIC1). The record is from RefSeq and is a predicted model, not a curated record. Lineage: Eukaryota; Metazoa; Chordata; Mammalia; Primates; Cebidae. Bases 257 to 706 code for a protein of 149 amino acids. The transcript has 4 exons.
CAGGGCGGGGCCGGUCGGUGAGUCAGCGGCUCUCUGAUCCAGCCCGGGAGGGGACCGAGCUGGAGGAGCUGGGUGUGGGGUGCGUUGGGCUGGUGGGGAGUCUGAGAACAAACAGGGUCUGAUUGGGCUUGUGUUGCGCUGAAGGGACAGCCCUGGGUCUAGGGGAGAGAAUCCCUGAGUGUGAGACCCGCCUUCCCCAGCCCCAGCCCCUCCCAGUUCCCCCAGCGACGGCCACUUCCUGGUCCCCGACGCAACCAUGGCUGAAGAACAACCGCCGGUCGAAUUGUUCGUGAAGGCUGGCAGUGAUGGGGCCAAGAUUGGGAACUGCCCCUUCUCCCAGAGACUGUUCAUGGUCCUGUGGCUCAAGGGAGUCACCUUCAACGUUACCACAGUUGACACCAAGAGGCGGACCGAGACAGUGCAGAAGCUGUGCCCAGGAGGGCAGCUCCCAUUCCUGCUGUAUGGCACUGAAGUGCACACAGACACCAACAAGAUUGAGGAAUUUCUGGAGGCAGUGCUAUGCCCUCCCAGGUACCCCAAGCUGGCAGCUCUGAACCCUGAGUCCAACACAGCUGGGCUGGACGUAUUUGCCAAAUUUUCUGCCUACAUCAAGAAUUCAAACCCAGCACUCAAUGAUAGUGAGUCUUGUGGGUCAGAGGCUUGGGUCCUGGGAGGAAGAGAGGACCCAGUGGGUGGGAGACAUUAGGGACACCUGGAAGUUCAGAUAUAGGGAGAUGAAACAGAUGUUGGUAAAUCUCCCCCAGCUUCCCAUUUUUCCUUUACCUCUAUAUUUCCCUGAAGUUUCAUUGUCCAAGACUUUUAAACCUUUCUCAUUUGUCCCCUAGCCUCUUCUGCCCCACUGGGGACAUUAGUUGGUUGCUGGCCUAUUUUCUGGCAGAAUAGAGUUGUGCUUAAGAACAGUCAUCACUCUACAUCCAGACUACCUGAGUACAAAUCCAACUAGCUGUAUAACUUUAAGCAUUCAUUUCACCUUUCUGUAAGUCCAUUUCCAGAUCC